CCAUCAAUUUUUAUAUUAAUGGGUAUUUGUUGAGGGUCGACAGGGUUUACACGUUCAACGUUUUGCCUCUUCUUUCUCUUUCUGCCAACUCAACAAGUCCACCGUUUGAGCAACAAAACCUUUCGGUGCUGGAGCUUCCGUGGAGUCUUCGCGAUCAGGUUCCUCCUCCGUGAUGGUUUAGUUUGUGAAUUUUGGGGAGAUUCGUUGUCUUUUGAAUUGGGUUUCGUAUGGCUGUUCGAUCAGAGGAAAGCAACUUCUAGAUGUUAUUUGUCUUGGGGAAUUGGUAGUUUGUUUUGGCAAAUUCUUGAUGGAGAAGCUACUCUGCUUCAGUACUCCCUGCUUGAAGCCAGUGUCCAGAAAGUCAUUCCUCUUGUAGCUCAGGUCAAGGAAAAGGCCACAGAGGUAGCAUCAAGUAUGGUUAUAGCCUAAUUAAAGGGAAGGCUAAUCAUCCCAUGGAAGAUUACCAUGUCGCAAAGUUCAUGAAGGUAGCAGAUCAUGAGCUUGGACUGUUUGCCAUCUUCGAUGGCCAUUUAGGGGAUGAUGUGCCUGCCUAUCUCCAAAAGAAUUUGUUUACUAACAUCCUAAAGGAGGAAGAGUUCUGGAUGGACCCAAGUAGAUCUAUUGCAAAAGCCUAUUUGAAGACCGACCAAGCAAUUCUUUCACAGAGUUCUGACUUGGGAAGGGGCGGGUCUACUGCUGUUACAGCAAUUCUGAUUGAUGGCCAGAGGCUGGUGAUAGCAAACCUUGGAGACUCACGAGCAGUUCUUUCAAGACAGGGUCAGGCGAUACAAAUGACCAUAGACCAUGAACCCAACACUGAACGAGGAAUCAUUGAGAAUAAGGGAGGUUUUGUCUCAAACAUGCCAGGGGAUGUUCCUCGAGUGAAUGGACAGUUAGCUGUGUCUCGUGCUUUUGGGGAUAAAAGCCUUAAAUUACAUCUGCGCUCAGAUCCCGACAUUCAGGAGGCCGCCAUCGAUUCCAGCACCGACAUUCUCAUCCUCGCAAGUGAUGGCCUUUGGAAGGUACUGUCAAACCAGGAGGCAGUUGAUAUCGCCAAGACAACCGCAGACCCACGAAAGGCGGCGAAGCAAUUGGUUGCAGAAGCGUUGAAGAGAGACAGCAAAGACGAUAUAUCGUGCUGCGUGGUUAGAUUUGGGGGGUCAAAGCUGUAGAUUGAAUCCGUGUUUGGGUUGCUGGGUAUAGUUGAAAAUUUGAAAUAAAGAGUUUCCGAAUCAUGCUGAAGCUGGCUGGGAGUACAACGCAAUUGGGAUGAGCAUCGCCCUCGCACGCGCCCUCUCCCUCUCCCUCUCAAGUUCCUAUCCAUUAAUGCAAAUGCGACUCCAACAACAUUGCCAGAACCCAGAAAAGAAUAGCAAAGGAAUAAUGAAAAGCAUCCGCCGCCGUAUAAAAUUUCACUUUUUUUCCUUGUUAAAGUUCCUUUGAACGCGAUGUGUUUAGUUUUUAUUAAUUGUGAGUAAAGGUUAAUAAUAAACAAACAAACAAACAAAAAACUGCCUUUGUUGAUAAAAGAAACUACCAGUGUGGUUAAGUUAAAUUUUAGGGACAAAAAACUAUUCCAUUCCAUCAAUUUCGAUUUCAACAA
This is a messenger RNA of Diospyros lotus (date-plum), 1603 nucleotides long. Its product is annotated as probable protein phosphatase 2C 9. Gene Ontology annotation, biological process: protein dephosphorylation. The coding region runs from base 453 to 1172 and encodes 239 amino acids. Gene Ontology annotation, molecular function: protein serine/threonine phosphatase activity. The record is from RefSeq and is a predicted model, not a curated record. NCBI's taxonomy places the organism in Eukaryota, Viridiplantae, Streptophyta, Magnoliopsida, Ericales, Ebenaceae. The transcript has 6 exons. Gene Ontology annotation, cellular component: cytosol; nucleus.